AUGGGGCCGGUGAGCGGCCGCUCGUCUAUCUUCAUCAGCGCGGAGUCGGAGCUCGACCCGCGCGUCGCAACGCUCUCGCGCAUGGCGGUAUGCACCGAUGUGCCCGACGAGACGCUGCAGAAUAUCAUCAACAUCGCCGUGGAGGCGUACAACAAAUUCGUGCUUGUCCCCACACGCAACACGUGGCGGAAGGAGGAGGGGUCUAGGAAGGAGCUCGAGCGUGAGGUGGAGCGCACAGCUGUGCGGGACAUUGCACAGAUGAUUAAGAAGAAUGUUGAGGCCGCGCUGGGUGGAACGUGGCACGUCAUUUAUGGAAGGUCUUUUGCCACGUAUGUGACUUAUCAAACACGGUCAUUUUGCCACUUUCAGUUGGAUGGCGCCAAUGUUGUUGUGUGGCGCCACGGAGGAUAG
Trypanosoma grayi is the source of this 411-nucleotide messenger RNA. RefSeq lists its product as hypothetical. NCBI's taxonomy places the organism in Eukaryota, Euglenozoa, Kinetoplastea, Trypanosomatida, Trypanosomatidae. The record is from RefSeq and is a predicted model, not a curated record. The transcript has a single exon. The coding region runs from base 1 to 411 and encodes 136 amino acids. Gene Ontology annotation, molecular function: dynein intermediate chain binding; dynein light intermediate chain binding. Gene Ontology annotation, cellular component: dynein complex. Gene Ontology annotation, biological process: microtubule-based process.